AUGACUAUAAUUAAGUCCUACCUUGGGAAAUAUUCGGAUCUCUUUAAGAAAACUCAAAGUGAAUUGCUCCAAAUUGAAGUGAGAGAAGCAGAUGACUUAUCUCAACUCAGCCAGUUCUUUGAUAGAAUAAGAAAAGAACUUGACUCUAAAGAAGAACUUCUUAAGGCUAAGUACAAAAGUAUGGUGAACUCUUAUGAAAUUUCGCUCAGCAUGGACUUGGAGUUCCUUGAAACUAAAUGAAGACACUUAUGAGAAGUUAUUGACUCAAACUCUCAAAAAUUAAAAACUUUUACGAAAAUGAAACCAAACAGUUCUGAAGAAAUCAUGAACAGUUACAACCUAGAGUCAAUCUUAUUGAAAGAAAAAGCAGGGACUUAUAAGCUCUCGCACAAAGACUUUACUGUUCAAGCUGAGACUUCAUUCCAGUUCCCAACUGUAGAAUGUAACUUCAGAAAAGUGAGAGAUCUCAUCAAUGAAAUCAAUGUGAUUUCUCACUCAAAUCCUGAGUGUUCCAACUCCAGUCGAGAAACCUUAGGAAGUGCGAAGAAGCUGGAGAAUACUAGCAAAGGUCCAGAUACAGACUGCAAAACUCACUACAGUGUUAGACUAGAUGUUGAGCACAUGGAUAAAAAUGAGAGUUUGGAAAUUUCUGCUGAAAAUAAGAGGAAAUACAUUAGACACUAAUUUACUUCUAGGGCCUAAUCAAAUAAUCAAUAUUAUUAGGAAUGAGGGGAAAAAAGCCUAAACUCUCAUUGCU
Molecule: messenger RNA, 757 nt
Organism: Moneuplotes crassus
Lineage: Eukaryota; Ciliophora; Spirotrichea; Euplotida; Euplotidae
Source: the annotation of a GenBank genome assembly